UUCUUUUGUGCACCUCUGCCGUUUCUAUCCACCAUCCCAAGGUCGGUAAUGGCGGGCUGCUUGGAUUGAGUUAGUUUCACGCGGACCCGAUGAAAAUGCGUGAUCAGUGACCAAAAUUUAGGCUAUUAAUCACAAUAUGGCCGCUGCGUGCAUAAUUCUUGACUCGGACGGUGAUGACGAAGUCAACUGCGGCUCGUGCGAGGCUCCUACCACGCCAGCGUGCGACAUUUCGCGGACUGGCGACGCAGUGCCGUUUGUGGAUUUGUGCAGUGAUGUCGAAGAAAACGACUGCGGCGAUCACCUGGCCGACGCCGCACCGUCGAAAGCCCAGCAAAAGUCAGCAUCAGAAGAACGCGGCAGCAAGGGCACGGUGACGAUGACGUCAACUCCUGCUGAGGCGGUCCCACAAACGAGCGUGAACAGCGGCAGGAGCAGCACCUCCGAAUGCGAGGUCCAUCGUGGCAGCCUGUGGGACAGCGACGAUGAGGAGCUGGCACCACUGUCAGCUAGGCUGCAGCCACAACAACCCAGCAGCAGUCUGCUAAAUAUGAAGACAAGCCUACAGGAUAUCAAGACAAGCUCACAAGAUAUGAAGACAAGCCCACAGGAUGUGAAAAUGAGCCAACAGAAUAUGAAGACAAGUCCUCUGAAACGGACCAUGGUGCACAGAAUUUCAGACAGUGAGGAUGAAGAUGGACUUCCAGAUCUGGGACAUGUAGUCAGCGCUUGUGUAGAAGCAGGGGUGACCGCUCGUCCUCCGAGCUUGAACGGUCAGCCUGUACCCGCAGUGACUGCGCCAGACACAGUUACUUAUGUGGAUGAAGAGAAUGUGGUGGAGCCGGCAUACACCCAGCUGAAGGCCAAGCGCGUGCGCAUCACUCCCGAGGAGCGGGAGGCCCGCCGUGCUGCCAAGGAGCUCGAGAAGCAGCGCAAGGCCAUGGCCACAGAAAUGGGGCGUGCCACCAAGCCAGGACAUUGCAUGAAGUACGUGUCAGUGGUGUUGGACUCCCGGCUUCUAGACGACGAGGCGUCCCUGCAGCUGCUGCGCGAGACUCUUGAGCAGGCGGAGAUCCGUGCUGAAAUCCAGACGCUGCCCGUGGAGCGUGCCGUCUGCUGGAGGCGCACCGCACUGUCCCUCAAUGAGGACGACUGCUUGUUGUCCAGGGAACAGAUGGAAGAGAGAGACGUCAUGGUUGUGCUUCCCUGGGACCAAUUCCUGCACCUGGUUGCGUCCCAGAGGCAGGACUCUUCAGCGAGGACCCAGACAUCUCUUAGUGAGCACAUGAUGAGCAUCGGUGAAGUCUACCCAAACAGGCAGCUCACCUACGUCGUCUACGGCCUCGAGAAGUACUUCAACGCACAUGUCAUUACGCAGCAGAAGAGUCGAGCAAAUGCCGAGUACCGUGCCCUGGUGCUGGGCUCCCAGCAGGCAGUUCGCAGGCGCAAGCCGGGAGUCUAUGAUGGAGUACCCCUCUCCCGCAAGGACAUCCAAGAGACGCUGGUGCCACUGCAGCUGGACAGUGGUGUGACCGUGGCCACCAAGGAAAGCACCGAGGAACUGGCCGAAUAUCUGGCCAAGUUCACCCGUGCUCUAGCUGAGCGGCCACACAGGGAGGCCAAGCAGAGUCGUCCACUGCAACACCUGGCCCCCGGCUCACUGUCCAAGCACGACAGCCUGCGGCGCACCUGGCAGGCGCAGCUGGAGCAGUUUGCCAGCGUCAGUCGAGACGUGGCUGAGGCCAUUGUGUGCCGCUACCCGGGGCCUAAGCUCCUCCUGCAGGCAUUUCAAGCAUGCAAGAAUCGUGCAGAAGGGGAAACGCUGCUGGCAGACAUCCAGGUGCGGAGAGGUGCGGGAGCGCUGCAGUCGACACGCCGCGUGGGCCCCGUCGUGUCGGGGCGAAUCUACCGUUUCUUUCUCGCGACAGACCAGCAUGCCUACUUCGAUUGAGUGGCAUUUGCUAUACGUGGGAGCGUAUAGCAAUCACUGCAGAAGCGGCUCACCUUUACGGCACUACAUUAAUGCACUGCUAUGUGCCUCCCGUUUUGCUGUAUUGCUCUUUCUGAAACUACCUAUGCUCCACUUCAUCAGUUCUGUGCAUUGCUGUGAUGGCUAGGGCUUGAGUCGGCCAAACAGUAACAAGAGCCAGCUGUGUUUUACAGCAGGGACGAGGACUUGUUCCUUGUGCGCCACUGAAUCUUUCACGAAGCUUCCAUUCACUCAGUGUCGUGCAGGGAGUGAUCAGAGGUGGACAAUGGGCGUCGUAUCAGUGUAUGUCAGCUGCAUGCAGAGCAUCUUGUCAUUGAAUGGUGUUUUGCAGUGAUAGCUUGCUUUUAUGUAAGUGGGGCAGCAAGUGUAUAUAGCUAUGUAAAUACUUAGCUAGCAAAAUGCAGAAUUAUGCAUCCGUAAUUUGUGCAGUGUCAUACAUUUCCCUUCUUUUUCUAAGGAAAAAAAAGGAAUGAGGUAAUCACGAGUUAUGCAUACUAAGCUGAGGAAUUCUAUCUUUCGGAACCUCUCAGGCAGGCCUCGAUUUGGGCAUAAGCAGGACAUUGUAAUUUUUAUUUUUAGCAAUUCAUAUUUUAGAUUAAAAUUUUUAUGAUUUUGGCUGUAUCUUAAUCUGCUUCAUGGCGUUUUAUAUUCUUGUAUAUAUAUAUGUAUAUAUUCCUUAUAUUCUUUUAACAUGAUUUCUUAAAAUUGUGGGGUUGAUAUUUUACAUACAGUAGUGACAAUAUCAAUACUGGAGCAGAUAGUUUAAACUCAUGCUGUGAAUUCUUGUAUUGAAACUAAUUUUCUCUUGUGACUGUGCAUCCAUUGACUUGCCCAUUUAUUUUGGUGUAAAUAAAGCUUUCUAUAUGUGUAA
Molecule: messenger RNA, 2858 nt
Organism: Dermacentor albipictus
Lineage: Eukaryota; Metazoa; Arthropoda; Arachnida; Ixodida; Ixodidae
Gene: mms4
Product: Methyl methanesulfonate sensitivity 4
Biological process (GO): mitotic intra-S DNA damage checkpoint signaling; replication fork processing; double-strand break repair
Cellular component (GO): Holliday junction resolvase complex; nucleus
Molecular function (GO): DNA binding; crossover junction DNA endonuclease activity
Source: RefSeq, a predicted model, not a curated record